AGACUCUGGGCAUGGUUGUGGGCAAGUCCCAAGUCCCUUAAACUCUGCCUUGUGCCUCUGACUGCCAUGGGGGAGCCCAGCAUGGACCCAACCAUCUCUGCUGACAGCACUGCACAGCAGGACUCUCUCUUCAGCAUGACAGAUGUGUUCCUCAUCUCCCUCAUCACUGGACUUUUUACCUACUGGUUCUUCUUCCGCAAGAAAAAGGAGGAAGUGCCUGACCUCCCCAAAAUGCAGACAGUGGCAGCUCCAGUGAGAGACAGCAGCUUCAUUGAGAAGAUGAAGAAGACGGGCCGAAAUAUAGUUGUUUUCUAUGGCUCCCAGACGGGCACAGCAGAGGAGUUUGCCAAUCGCCUCUCCAAAGAUGCCCAUCGCUAUGGCCUGCGGGGCAUGGCAGCAGAUCCAGAGGAGUAUGACCUGUCGGACCUGAGUCGCCUCUCUGAGAUUGACAAGUCCUUGGCUGUGUUCUGCAUGGCCACCUAUGGAGAGGGGGAUCCCACAGACAAUGCCCAGGAUUUCUAUGACUGGCUGCAGGAGGCUGAUGCUGACCUGUCGGGUCUCCGCUUUGCAGUCUUUGGGCUGGGGAACAAGACUUAUGAGCACUUCAAUGCCAUGGGGAAGUACGUGGACAAGAGACUGGAGGAACUUGGAGCCCAGCGCAUCUUUGAGCUGGGGCUGGGAGAUGAUGAUGGCAACCUGGAAGAAGACUUCAUCACCUGGAGAGAGCAGUUCUGGCCAGCAGUGUGUGAGCACUUUGGGGUGGAGGCUACAGGAGAGGAGUCCAGCAUCCGGCAGUACGAGCUGGUGGUGCACACAGACGUGAACAUGAACAAAGUCUACACGGGGGAGAUGGGCCGGCUCAAGAGCUACGAGAAUCAGAAGCCCCCGUUUGAUGCCAAGAACCCCUUCCUGGCCCAGGUCACGGAGAACCGCAAGCUGAACGAGGGUGGAGAGCGGCACCUGAUGCACCUGGAGCUGGAUAUCUCCAAUUCCAAAAUCAGGUAUGAGUCCGGGGACCACGUGGCCGUGUACCCAGCCAACGACUCCUCCCUGGUGAACCAGAUUGGGGAGAUCCUGGGCACGGACCUGGACACUGUCAUGUCCCUAAACAACUUGGAUGAGGAAUCCAACAAGAAGCAUCCCUUCCCCUGCCCCACAUCCUACCGGACAGCCCUGACCUACUACCUGGACAUCACCAACCCCCCUCGCACCAACGUGCUGUACGAGCUGGCGCAGUACGCCACGGACGCGGGCGAGCAGGAGCGCCUCCGCAAAAUGGCCUCGUCUGCCGCCGAGGGCAAGGCGCUGUACCUCAGCUGGGUGGUGGAGGCGCGCAGGAACAUCCUGGCCAUCCUGCAGGACAUGCCCUCCCUGCGCCCCCCCAUCGACCACCUGUGCGAGCUGCUGCCCCGCCUGCAGGCCCGCUACUACUCCAUUGCCUCCUCCUCCAAGGUUCAUCCCAACUCCAUCCACAUCUGUGCCGUGACCGUGGAGUACGAGACCAAGACGGGCCGCCUGAACAAAGGGGUGGCCACCAACUGGCUGAAGAGCAAGGUGCCCCAGCAGGGCGGGAGCAGCUGCCUGGUGCCCAUGUACGUGCGCAAGUCGCAGUUCCGGCUGCCCUUCAAGCCCAGCACGCCCGUCAUCAUGAUCGGGCCGGGCACCGGCAUCGCCCCCUUCAUCGGCUUCAUCCAGGAGAGGGCCUGGCUGAAGCAGCAGGGCAAAGAGGUGGGUGAGACAGUGCUGUACUACGGCUGCCGCCACGAGCGCGAGGACUACCUGUACCGGGAGGAGCUGGCCCGCUUCCAGAAGGAGGGAGUCCUCACCCAGCUCAACGUGGCCUUCUCCAGGGACCAGGCUGAGAAGGUUUAUGUCCAGCACUUACUGAAGAAGAACAAGGAGAACAUCUGGAAGCUGGUUAACGAGGGGAUGGCUCACAUCUACGUGUGUGGCGAUGCCCGGAACAUGGCCCGGGACGUGCAGAACACCUUCUACGAGAUCGUGUCCGAGUUUGGCAGCAUGAGCCAGCCCCAGGCCGUGGACUAUGUAAAGAAACUGAUGACAAAGGGCCGCUACUCGCUGGAUGUGUGGAGCUAGGGCGGGGCCGGGGGAGACCAGGCCCCAGGCUGGGCCAGGAGCUGCAAGUGCCUGCUGCCCACUGCUGCUGUGGGUGACGGGGUCAGCCCCACACUGGCUACCCCAGUGUCACUCCCAACCCUUCCUGGGCCUCAGCAGCCCCUCGGGGCAGGCUGUGCACCCAG
Molecule: messenger RNA, 2261 nt
Organism: Ficedula albicollis (Collared flycatcher)
Lineage: Eukaryota; Metazoa; Chordata; Aves; Passeriformes; Muscicapidae
Product: NADPH--cytochrome P450 reductase
Exons: 16
Coding region: 67-2097 (676 amino acids)
Biological process (GO): response to hormone
Cellular component (GO): cytosol
Molecular function (GO): NADPH-hemoprotein reductase activity; flavin adenine dinucleotide binding; FMN binding
Source: RefSeq, a predicted model, not a curated record